AACAAAAGAAAAGACGGAGACAACAAAAUAAAAAUCAAGAUAAAGAAGAGGAUGAAGAUGGCAACAAUGACAGGGAUGAGGAUAUAGUCACCCCAGAUGAAAUAAACAGAAUGACUAAUGAGUUAAGAGAAAGUUUGGAGAUCAACGUUGAUGUUGAUGUUACAGAGAUUAGUAAUCCAAAUGCUGACACUGAUAACAAUGGGGAUGUUAAGCAAACAGAGGAUGCUAUAUCUGUUAAGAAGAAAGGCAAGAAAGCAAAACAAGCACGUAAGGAAGCCAGACAGACUUCAACAGAUGGCUUGACAGAGACACCACCUGUCUCAUUAGUAUGCAACACCUGUAAUCUUAAAUGUAAAUCCAAAAACAAACUAUUCAUUCAUCUAAAAGAGAGUGGACAUGCAUUGAGACUACCAAGCGCUAAUUCACCUUCACCAAAUAAAGAAGAUAAACGUAAAAAAGGAAAGAAAAGUAAAGGCAAAUCCUCACAGAUCAGUUGAUGUUAAAUCCGUAUAUCUUUUUAGUCUAAUAUUUAAUAGUAACAAUAAAAACACAUAAAGAAAUCA
Molecule: messenger RNA, 563 nt
Organism: Anneissia japonica
Lineage: Eukaryota; Metazoa; Echinodermata; Crinoidea; Comatulida; Comatulidae
Product: dnaJ homolog subfamily C member 21-like
Exons: 3
Coding region: 111-497 (128 amino acids)
Source: RefSeq, a predicted model, not a curated record